This is a messenger RNA of Pogoniulus pusillus (Red-fronted tinkerbird), 8305 nucleotides long. RefSeq names its product forkhead box P1 (gene FOXP1). Gene Ontology annotation, molecular function: DNA-binding transcription repressor activity, RNA polymerase II-specific; RNA polymerase II cis-regulatory region sequence-specific DNA binding. Bases 733 to 2826 code for a protein of 697 amino acids. Gene Ontology annotation, cellular component: nucleus. The record is from RefSeq and is a predicted model, not a curated record. Lineage: Eukaryota; Metazoa; Chordata; Aves; Piciformes; Lybiidae. Gene Ontology annotation, biological process: regulation of transcription by RNA polymerase II. The transcript has 23 exons.
CGCCGCCGCGCCGCCCGGGCUCGGCGUGCCGAAGGGACGGGAGGGGAGGGACGGGACGGAGAGGCAGCCCCGAGCCGCUCCGCUCCGCGCCGCCCGCCCGCGCCGGGGCUGCGCCGUGCUGGGCAGCGGCAGGCCGAGUCCUGCGGACGAAGUGUUUGAAUAAACAUCCGCGCCUCCCCAGCCCGCCGCAACUUCUCGCUGCGCGGGUGCGGACCGCGCAUCCCUCACGUGCGCGUCCCUGUCCCCUCCGCGCAGACCCUCGGGACGGAGUCGCGGCUUGCUGCGCGCCGCGGAGCCGGGGGGCUACCGCCGCUGCCCGUGUGGCAGGGCUGGAUGUGCAGUCUGCAAGUCAACAUUCUUCUCGAAGUCUGGCCCAGAGCUCUUUGCUGCAGAGUCUUCUGAUUUCUUCCCCCCCGAGACUGCUGAGAACAUUUUUUCUGAGUGACUCCAGCUUCCAGACACAUUUGCCAUGAUAAGGGCUUCGAUCCUUUCCCACGUUUGCCCUGAGUCAUGAGUGGAUACGUGUGAUGUCUGCAAGUAAAACUGGUGAAUACAUGGGACCAUGCAUUGAUGCUGGGACUGAGAGCUCAACCUUCCUCGUCUCAGCAGCAGGAACAGUGUUUUGAGCAGAGGUUAGAGGCAAUCUCUGUAAAAGGGUAAGAAGAGUGACCUUUUUGGGUGGCUGUAACUGAAGAUUGCUUCACAGGAGCAACUGAAGAAGGUUUUUGAGUCAUGAUGCAAGAAUCUGGGACUGAGACAAAAAGUAACGGUUCAGCCAUUCAGAAUGGAGCGAGCGGUGGCAACCAUUUACUAGAGUGCAGCCUGCGGGAAGUGAGAUCAAACGGCGAGACACCUUCAGUUGAAAUUGGGGCUGCAGAUUUAGCACAUCUUCAGCAACAGCAGGCUCUCCAGGUGGCAAGGCAGCUUCUACUGCAACAGCAGCAGCAGCAGCAACAGCAGCAGCAGCAACAACAACAAGUUAGUGGAUUAAAGUCUCCGAAGAGGAAUGACAAACAGCCAGCCCUUCAGGUUCCAGUGUCGGUGGCUAUGAUGACACCUCAAGUGAUCACUCCCCAGCAAAUGCAGCAGAUCCUCCAGCAACAAGUGCUAACUCCCCAGCAACUCCAAGUCCUGCUCCAACAGCAGCAGGCACUCAUGCUUCAACAGCAGCAGCUUCAAGAGUUUUAUAAGAAACAACAGGAACAGUUGCAGCUUCAACUUUUACAGCAACAACAUGCUGGAAAACAGCCUAAAGAGCCCCAGCAGCAGCAGGUGGCUACACAGCAGUUGGCCUUUCAGCAGCAACUCUUACAGAUGCAGCAGUUGCAACAGCAGCACCUCCUGUCUUUACAGCGUCAGGGGCUGCUGACGAUCCAGCCUGGCCAGCCUACUCUGCCUCUGCAACCCCUUGCACAAGGCAUGAUUCCAACAGAACUGCAGCAGCUCUGGAAGGAAGUGACAAGCUCGCACACAGCAGAGGAGGCAGCCAGCAACAACCACAGCAGCCUGGACCUGUCCACCACCUGCGUCUCCUCCUCCGCGCCGUCUAAGACCUCCUUAAUCAUCAACCCACACGCCUCAACUAAUGGACAGCUAUCAGUCCACACUCCUAAACGGGAGAGUUUAUCCCAUGAGGAGCACUCACACAGCCAUCCACUCUAUGGACACGGCGUAUGCAAAUGGCCAGGCUGUGAAGCAGUAUGUGAAGACUUCCAGUCAUUUCUAAAACAUCUCAACAGUGAGCAUGCGCUGGAUGAUAGAAGUACAGCCCAAUGUAGAGUACAAAUGCAGGUUGUACAGCAGUUAGAGCUACAGCUUGCUAAAGAUAAAGAGCGCCUGCAAGCCAUGAUGACACACCUGCACGUGAAGUCAACUGAACCAAAAGCCACCCCUCAGCCCCUGAAUCUGGUAUCGAGCGUCACGCUUUCCAAGACGGCAUCCGAGGCGUCUCCGCAGAGCUUACCUCAUACUCCCACCACCCCGACUGCGCCCAUCACUCCUGUCACGCAGGGACCGUCGGUCAUCACUACCACGAGCAUGCACAACGUCGGACCCAUCCGGAGGCGGUACUCGGAUAAAUACAACGUCCCCAUUUCUUCAGCAGAUAUUGCCCAGAACCAAGAAUUUUAUAAGAAUGCAGAAGUUAGACCACCAUUCACGUACGCAUCUUUAAUUAGACAGGCCAUCCUCGAAUCUCCAGAAAAACAGCUAACACUAAAUGAAAUCUACAACUGGUUCACGCGAAUGUUUGCUUACUUCAGACGCAACGCAGCGACGUGGAAGAAUGCAGUGCGUCAUAAUCUUAGUCUUCACAAGUGUUUUGUGCGAGUAGAAAACGUUAAAGGGGCAGUAUGGACAGUGGAUGAACUAGAGUUCCAAAAACGAAGGCCACAAAAGAUCAGUGGUAACCCUUCUCUUAUUAAAAACAUACAGACCAGCCACACCUACUGCACACCUCUCAAUGCUGCUUUACAGGGAGAAGAAGCAGCUCUCUCCCCGCUCUGUGUCUGGAAGGCUUCAAUGGCUGAGAACAGUAUACCUCUAUACACUACUGCUUCCAUGGGAAAUCCCACUCUGGGCAAUUUAGCCAACGCGAUGAGGGAAGAGCUUAAUGGUGCAAUGGAGCAUACGAACAGUAACGGGAGUGACAGUAGUCCAGGACGUUCCCCUAUGCAAGCAAUGCACCCCGUGCAUGUCAAAGAAGAACCAUUAGAUCCAGAUGAAAAUGAAGGCCCGCUAUCCUUAGUGACAACAGCCAACCACAGUCCAGAUUUUGAUCACGACAGAGAUUAUGAAGAUGAACCUGUAAAUGAGGACAUAGAAUGAGUUAUGUCUGACAUCGUUAUCCUGAGAAUGAAGAUUGGAGGAACACGUCAAACUUAGCUGUGAAAUCUCUCCAUUAUUGUACAGUCUGGAGGAUUCUCAGUCCACUUUGACAACUAUGAAAUAUGUUAACUCUUAGUGCCAUCAAGUAUCCCAUUUGGGAGUAUUUUUGAUUUUUCUACUUUUUGUUGAAAAAAGGAAUUUGUACUCUGUGCAUUGGAUGGACUUGUUUGGUACUUGGGAUUUUCCUCUCUUACAGUCAACAUCAGUGUUGUAAAUUUGCUAAACUGAUUCACUUGCAUUUAGCAGCCAGCUGUGGACUGCAGGUCCUGCCAAUUUUGGACACUCGAGGACAUCAAACUGAGCAUGUACACCUGAACUGCAGAUCAAGUCUUUGCCCAGAUUUUAAGGAUUCCAAUGGACAACAUAUUUGCACAGUACUGCAUGUUGAUUAUCACUGCCUUUACUCCAUUUUUUUUUUGUUGGUUUGUUGGGGUUUUUUUUGGUUGGUUUCCUUUUUUUGUUUGUUUUUCCUUUUUUUUUUUUUUGUUUGUUUUGCUUCCAUUUGGGAUGGGGAAGGCCUGUGUGUGCACGUGUGUGGAUAUGUGUGUGCGCGUGUGUGAGCGUGUAUAUCGGGGAGGGGUUCAAAGAAAAAAUUAUCCCAAACUUUUUAAUGUAUUGCUUUUAUUCCCCUGCCCCGCUUCUCCUCUACCAUUUUAAGUUCUGACCUCAGGCCUCAUCUAGGCCCAGGGCCUCUCAGAGGCUUCAACGUUUUCUGUACUUUGUGAUGAAUGUUAAUAGGUGUUUUUAUUAUACGAAGCUGAAUGUCAUUGAAUUGUUUGUAGUUUUUUCUGUCAUUCAUUCCAGUUUCCUUCAGAUGCCACCAUGUUUUCUUUAGCUAUGGAAAACAUUCCAUUUCGGUGUCUCCUUUAGGGUUGGUUUGUUCUUUGGUUUGGUUUGGGGUUUUUUUUGUUUUGUUUUGUUUUGGGUUUUUUGUUGUUGUUGUGUUUUGAAAAGGUCCCAAAUGCUGCACUAUACAUGUGGAAGGGUUGUCCAACGGAGAGAGAGGAACGAAGUACUGCAAGAAUGAGAAUGAAUGACAGAUGAGCAUAGAAACACUGUAGGAAGCAACACAGAUUCAUUCCACAAAGCAGUAUUUUUAGUAGUAUUUUAUUGUUGUUUGGGGUUUUGGAUUUUUUUACCUUUUUUUUUUUUUUUCUUUUUUUCUUUUUUUUCCUUUGGCAGCAACAGUGAAUAUUAGCAAAUGCCACAAAAUUAAACAGCACAAAGACAUAUAUGCAGCACCAACGGAGUUCACUUUUAGUAGAGGAUGGGUAGUACAGUGGCAGGUUCUCGGUUGUUUCACAUGAGUUCUAAUGAGUCAACAAAUCUCUCUGGAAUGUCUAAGAUUACCGAGAUGGGCACCUAUACAUUUAGUAGUACAAUUUAAUUUUUUCUUUAUUAUUUCUUUUUGGUUUUUUGGGUUUUUUUUUUGCAUUUGCAAAUAGUGGUUGGAAAGAUGACUUCAUUAAAUUCUUAGUCUACGUGGUGAUGUUUCGCAGUUAAACGUCGGUUCAGGAUUGCUUGGUGGUAUUAAUCUGUUCGAAUACAAAUUAGAUUUCAGAUUGAACUUGUUCUGGGAGUUAAUAAGGAUGGAGCCCCUCCAAUGCUAAAGUGUUCAUUUUCAGCUGUGCAAAUCCAGUCCUGCAGUCAGGAUUGUUAUGCAAUAUCACACCAGCCUGUAUGGAAACCUCGCCGUAGGAGACAGGAGAUCUAGGGGAGAAUUUGCACCGGGGCUUGUUAGGAGAAAGGGGCAAGGCUCCUCAGAGCAAACAUGGCAUACAAAAUUUGUUGUGAUAGGUCAGUAAACCUCAAGUCACCAAACACCUAAACAUUUUCAUUCUGCAACCACUUUUCCCUCAUUUAUUUAUAUAGGACUGUAGCUUUUUUUUAAUUAUUUCAAGAAGCCUUUCAGAGCUUAAUUUAUAUUCUUCUUUCUACCUUCAGUUUGGUUUGGUUUGGUUGGUUUUUUGGUUUUUUUUUCCUAAAAUUACCAAAGAUAUUACACAAAGGUAAAUUAUGUUCUCUGUUAUAUGCUUUAUCUUACGAAGCCAAAUAUCCUCCUAUUGUUGAUCAAAGGAGGUUGAAGAAUUUAGAGGGAAAUGACAAGAUGUGGGCUAUUGCUAACCUGAGAGGAAAACUGCUCCUUUAUUCUAGAAAAUGUAGAAGGCCAAGUAGAUUGUCUGAACCAAAGUUGUUACUUUUUAUUUGCAAUUCUUUACAGUGACCAAAACGAAAGUCUGUAAAGAGGAAUGGAGGAGAGCUUUUGAGGCUAGAGCUAAGAGUCAGUGUUACUGGUGGAGCUAUGAGGAGGGAGCUGGAGAAAGCAAAGACACAGCAAUUUCACAGAAAAUUAGAGUAUCAGAUAAAGGAGAUAGUUAACAAAAUACAGAAGAGAAGAUAAACGCUCCCACAAUUUAGCUGGACCACAUAAUAGUAUUUCUAGAAUGAGACAAGAUUUUUUUGGUCUUUGGUUCUACAGAUUGUGUGCCACUUCUGUUUUGGGACUGUGCUAGGAUGACUGCUUUAAUUUUGGUUGAUCUUGGCACUUUUGCUCAGUUUUGUUUAGCUUUGGUCAGCAUUUUUUUCAUGAGGAAAUAACACUCCUGUCCACUCAUAAGCUUUGGUACAAGGAAUUUUAUUGGCAGUUAACUUUGCUAAAACUCAACUCUGCUUUCUGUCUCAAAAGACAAAAAAAAAAAAAAAAAAAAAAAAAAAAAAAAAAAAAAGAGGAGAGAAAAGAAAAAAAAACCCAAACAAAAGGGCAGUCUGUGGUCAUUUGAAAUAUUAUUUUGUUUUCUUCUUCCUUAAUUAUUUUUCAUUUAAAUUAUAUCCAGGCAGCUUCGUGACGUGCCGGCGGUAGCCAGAUAGGGAGGAUGAGAAUUGAGCCCCGUGCUUCUAAACUGAGUGGUUUGCUGGUUAGUUUGGUAUUCAGAAGGGGGAUAAAAAUCCGGUAGAUUAGUUCAUUCUCAGCAUGUGUAGCUAGACAUGAGUAAAGAUAACAGCAUGAGAAACUGUUAGUACGCAUACCUCAGUCCAAACUGUUAGGGAAUGAGUAAAUAAAUAAAAAUAUUAAAAAAAAAAAAAUCCAUUUCACUCAGUUGCACUUAGUUGUAUGUCUUGCAUGCUUAGUCUAAAGACUGUAGCAAAAGAGAAAAAAAAGGAAAAAGAAAAAUUAAUAAAAAAAAAAAAAAGGAGAAAAAGAAGUUACAAACAAAAAUUAGAUUUUAACAGAUCUGGCAGGUGUUGCAGCCUCGCAGAAGAACCAACUGAAAAAUCUCAGGCUUUACAUCAAGCAAACUUCACUAUGAUUUUUACAGUUCUGAUUCUGUAUCCCUUUGGAUAUACAGUUGCUUCUUUAGGGAGGGGUUUAUUAUGUUGUACAUAUAUAUCCCACUGUGUCUGUGUGAGCCUUUGUCUUUUGGGGGGGUGGGGGAGCUUGAGGGGAGGGGAGGGAUGAUGCGGGGAGGGAGGAAAAAGGUGGAAAGGUCCUUUUCUAUUUUUUCUUUUUUUUCUUUUUUUCUUUCUUUAGAUCCCAUUCCUCAAAAGGAAUAAAUGCAGACCUGUUUGUCAAAACACCUUUAUUUUUUGCUUUUUGUGCAACUGCUUUAUACGAACUAUACUUAAAAAAACAAAAAAAAAAAAAGAAAAAAAAAAGAAGAAAGGAAAAAAAAAAACCAAAAAGCUUUGGAAAAAAAGAAAAAAACAAUGAAAAAAAACCCUACUGUAUGUAAUGGAAUUGCAGAAUACGCUGCACAUGUAUUUUAUUUAGUUAUCCUUGCUUUAAGAAUAUUGGAUGACAUUUGCUGACAUGUGGGAGAAAAUCCCUGCCUUCUUUGGUUUGUUUUGUUUUACAGCUUUUUGAUUGUAACAUAGUUGACAGAUUUCUGUUUGGGUUUUUUUUCCUCCUGUUAUCAUUGAGCGAAGCAUUUUUGUACAGGUUUGGGGUUUGUUUUUUUGGUUGGUGUUGAAGCUGGGGGUUUUUUUGAUACUUUCCCACCCCUUCUGUUAUCUUACCACUGCCUUUUCUGGCUGUCUUAAAGUUCAUAUAUUUGAAAAGAUUAAAAAAAAAAAAAAAAGUAUGUAAAAAAGUCAUUAAAAAAAAAAAAAGGAAAAAAAAAAAGAAAAAAGGUUAAAAAAAAAAAAAGAUGUUUUCUCCUGCUGCAGUAAAUAUUUUGCAUGAUGAAUUCCAGGGUCACACUUUCAAAGUUUAUCAGUGAAGUAGUGAUUAAUAACGGGGGGAGUGUCAAAAACUAUUGAACUUUUCUUUUUUUUUUUUUUUUUGUAUAAAAAAAACUGAAAAAAAAAAACUUUACAAGGUGCCAAGAUGUAAAGACAAUUUGUUACAUGUUUUUUUUCUCAAAGAAAAGCGUACAUUAUGAAAAGUAGUACCAUGUAUCAGGUAAAAUCGCUGUCAGGAAUGAGAGUCGAAGCCUUCCUUGUCCACACACACAAAAAGGAAAAAAAAAAACCAACAAAAAAAAAAAAGAGAGAAAAAAAAAAAAGGGGGUUGUAAAUGUAAAACCUGUUGGGUUUCUGCAUUCAACUAGAAGUGAAAUGAAAAAAAAAAAACCAACAAAUCAAGGCUUAUGUAGGAACAAGAGACCACAACAAACGAUCACCUUUGGUUUUUCUUCGUUCGGAUUCUCGCUCGCAAGAGUCCCGCCGCCGCCGCAGGGUCCUGCGCCUCCCCUGCGCCUCCCUGCGCCAGGGCUUCUGGUUCUCUACCAAUACUGGAGCUGAUUAGAGCUGUUUUAUAUAUACCUAUACAGAAAUAUACCUAUAAAAUCAGUUUUUACUCCGAAUUUUGAGCGGUUGUAGUCUUCAGCUCGCCGAUAAUCUCGCCUUCCUGAUCGCACGGAAAACAGACCAAAAGUGUUUCAAACCCUCGUUUUGAAAUCCUUUGGUACCUUUGGGUCAUGAACUCGAGAGUGAGUUUUUCAGAUGGGCCCAAGGUCGUUUAGUGUUCCUGUUUGCGAGGUGAAUUUGCAGCUAACUGCUGUGUUUUAAUGGGCCCAGAGCAGGGAACCAACUAUCUUCUAACCCAUAAGCCUUGAUGACAAUGGUACAGUCCAGACUGUUAGCAUGGUGCUUUGUGUGUAUGUGCUGCCAGUAACAAGUUUUGUUUUGUUUUUAGGGUUUGUUUUGGGUUUUUUUUGGGGGGGUGUAUUUUUUUGUUGUUGUUUUAUUUUUUUCUUUUGUUGGGCUUUGUUUUGAUUUGUUGGGUUUUUUUGGUUUUGUUUUGGUUUUCUUUUUUUUGAUAAGGCAUAAAAGAAACUCAUUCCUUACAUCAACUGUAAUUCCAUCAUUCCAUGUCUGUUGAUACAGACAAUAAAAAAUGUUGUGUAGUCAGUACUAAUUACUGACAUUAUAGCAUUCUCAAAUGCAAUAAAAAUGCUGGUUGUUCACACUGGUAAUGCAA